Messenger RNA from Erythranthe guttata (spotted monkey flower), 1564 nucleotides. Its product is annotated as snurportin-1 protein. Lineage: Eukaryota; Viridiplantae; Streptophyta; Magnoliopsida; Lamiales; Phrymaceae. Gene Ontology annotation, cellular component: nucleus; cytoplasm. The record is from RefSeq and is a predicted model, not a curated record. Gene Ontology annotation, biological process: snRNA import into nucleus.
UCAAAAAAAAAAAAAAUAAUAAUAAUAAUAAUUUGAUGGCGCCCCACGACCUCCGCCGCCCAUUCAAAAGGGCAGCAAUCUCCGACCAACAGCGGCGGAGAGAGCUUACCUUGCAACGGCAGUCCCAGCACCGCCGCGACGCCCAGCACCAGGCCCGAUGCUUGGCCAACAGUAUUCUCUCCCUUCAAAACGACGCCGUCGCCGACAUCGAGCCAGAAUUCGAAAUUGAGCCCCAACCAGAAGAAGAACACGCUCGUGAUUUCGAUGUCCGACAAGCGGCCCGACUAAGAGGGCCCGAAGCCCGACUAUGGUUCGCCAAGCAGCUAAUGCUACCAGAGUGGAUGAUUGAUGUCCCUGACAGAUUAAGCGUCGAUUGGUAUGUAUGUGCUAGGCCAGCUGGCAAACGUUGUUUCGUAGUGUCGUCAAACGGGACAACAGUUAGUAGAUUACGAAACGGCAGUCAAUUGCACCGAUUUCCGUCUGCUUUACCCAACGGUGCCAAGACCAAUAACAGUUCUCGCUCCGGCCAAUCUUACUGCAUACUCGACUGCAUAUUUCAUGAGCCUGAUCAAACCUACUACGUAAUCGACAUGGUGUGCUGGGCGGGAAUGUCACUGUACGAAUGCACCGCAGAGUUUCGAUUUUUCUGGUUGAACAGCAAACUUGCCGAGACGGGGGCUUGCAACGAUCCCUCGCCUUACCAUAGAUAUAGUUUCAAGACUGUCGUCGUAUACAACUGCGACCAGGAGGGUUUACGAGCAGCUUAUACGGGACCCGUGCCGUAUCUGAAGGAUGGACUCUUGUUCUCCAAUAAGCAUGCACAUUAUCAAUCGGGAAAUACCCCGCUCGUUUUAGUCUGGAAGGAUGAGAACUGUAGUCAAUAUGUUCUUGAUACAGAUAGUAAGGGACAGGUUCCAGAUCAACAACAGGUAGUGCUGGAGCUACUUGAUGAUGGGAGGCUGGCUACCUCAGAUGAUCCUACUGUUAUAUUUGGUUGCUUGGAUAGGGACUUCAUACAAAAGACGGGACUUGUGGGCAGUAAUCUCCUACGGUUUGCCAUCAACGAAGGGGGACUGUGUUUUGCAGAUGGGAAAUUAGAGAGAGCUGAUUUACACUACCUUGGAAAAACUAAUCGAGCUCGAACUUUUGCCGACAGCUAUUCAAAGAUCAUGUUCCAGUACACAGCUCGGUAUUCUCCUCUCAGAAUCGAGCAUCUUUUUGCAUCUAUUAAUUCAACGAAUGUACAAGAGAACUCUACCGAUGCAGAUAUGGCUGGUUAAAGAUUUUGAUAAUAUGAAUUCUUGAAGAACUCUUUUUUUUUUUCUUUGAGAAAAUUAAUAUAUUUGUAAUAUGCUUAUCGAUUUGCUGUGUGAAUUUUUUUUUCUUUUUUUUUUUUGCAAGAAUACCCAAACAACAUUUCUUUUUUCUUGUAUUAGAGUUUGUAAAUUAUGGCUGGUAAGAAGAAAAUGAUAGAUACACUAUCCUAGUACAAUAGAACAAAAUCCUGGGUUCGCGCGAAAUUUAUAUGCAGUUAAGGAAGUUGGUAAGUUUUCCCUUUUAUUUA